UUUCUGAUUUGGAUAGUGAAACAACAUCGGCGCAAAGUUCUAAUAGCAUAGAAUUACAAGAAUCUACUUUAUUAAUUAAAGACAUAUUUGCAAUUUAUUUACAACUUUCAAUUUGUUGGA
Cetraspora pellucida is the source of this 120-nucleotide messenger RNA. The record is from the annotation of a GenBank genome assembly. Lineage: Eukaryota; Fungi; Glomeromycota; Glomeromycetes; Diversisporales; Gigasporaceae.